Molecule: messenger RNA, 4669 nt
Organism: Camponotus floridanus (Florida carpenter ant)
Lineage: Eukaryota; Metazoa; Arthropoda; Insecta; Hymenoptera; Formicidae
Gene: cwo
Product: hairy/enhancer-of-split related with YRPW motif protein 2
Exons: 6
Coding region: 1615-2835 (406 amino acids)
Biological process (GO): regulation of circadian rhythm; anterior/posterior pattern specification; regulation of transcription by RNA polymerase II
Cellular component (GO): nucleus
Molecular function (GO): RNA polymerase II cis-regulatory region sequence-specific DNA binding; protein dimerization activity; DNA-binding transcription factor activity, RNA polymerase II-specific
Source: RefSeq, a predicted model, not a curated record
UUUCGCACGGAGCUGCACCUUACGUCGCAUUUGCAUCAUCGGUUGUGUUACGUGGCGACGACGCGCGCGGUUCUCUGAGGUUGAGCCUCGAUUCGAAAGCUACUUGUGUUGGAUACUUGGAACUGGCAUAACGUGAGACCACGUGAUCGUGUGACGUUACGACUCACAUGCUACGUUAUUCCCAGAUGUUGCACUAGAUAGUUGCACCCCAAUCGCGAUCAUCGCAGCCGCACCUGAGACGGCUCCGGAUUUACCCCCACCAUCCUCAUCAGCAGAUCCACUGUAACGCGCCUCAGGAACCACUGUAACAUGGGACAGGACCGCGCGCGCGCGAUUACACGUAACUUGUCGUAGGCGACGACGACGCGCGUGUGUGUGCUUGCUUUGCGAAUCAUCGCGACUCGCGGAGGAUCCAAGAAUACCAAAGAGAAGAUUUAUGUCACGGUUGCAUCGAUCGCGACCGAUAAUUUCCCGAAUUUAUCGCUCUUAUCUCUCAUUCGCUCGACGGGGAAUUACACCUUGGAAAUAUCAAGGGGAAUUACACCUUGGAAAUAUCAAGACGAGCAAGUUGGACGAAUCACGACGACUCUGAUGAAAUUUCGCGCUCGCGAAUGCGAGUCAACGGCCUUAUCAGCGUCAUCAGUAUCAUCGGCUGCACCGAAUCCCCCUCGAUCUUUCUGAGAAGAAGCGUCGUGAAAUCCUCGAGAAUCCCAAAGAGAAAAGCGCGAGCAUCGGAAGCGUAAAAAAGUCCCGACAAAUCCCGAGGAAACGUCGAGGUGAAGAGAAAGGGCGCGGAAAAGAUCAGUUCUAAAAUAACCAUCCCGAGAAACGAUUCAUCAAAUUUAGCGAGACCCGCUCGAGGGGGAUCUCGGAUCCGAUCGCGAUCGGAAAACGAGGCGCAAAUCAGUGAACGGCCGCGCGGCUCGUGCACGCGCGUCUCGUGCUGCAGCGCGCGCGGAGGAGGGGGGAGAGAGAGCGCGCGCGCGAGAGAGAAAGAGAGAGAGAGAGAGUGACAAGGUGGGAGGCGGGAGAAAGAGGGCGCCAGUACGGGAUAUCGCGCGCGCGAGACCGGACUUGGCUGAGUGUCGUGGGCGAAUUCCUCUGUCGCGCGCCACCGGCCGCACUCUCGUCGCCGCGAAUGUGUCAGUGAGUCCGUGGACGUGAAAAUAACCUAAUCUCGUGCGCCGCUAUCAUCCGUGACGCGACGCGACGUAACGUGACGUGUUGUGCGGUGUAUGCGUACGUGCAUGCGUGCGUGCGGUGAGUUGCUGCGUGUCGUUCGAUUCGUCCUUCCUGCCGCGCGUCCGUUCCGUCAUCGCGGCGCCGACCGAUCGAUCUCGGUCCAGUUCCAAUUUCGACGAUCGAGACGGUCGGGCUCGAUUUCGACUUUCCCUUCUUCCUCUCGAGCGAGGAGCGAGGAGAAACCGCCGGUCCCCCUCGCCCGUACACGCCCGUCACGUUCAGCUGUCACGUGACGCGCGCGAUUCUCGUCAGCCGAUUCCUCUCUCGCGAGAGGACACAAUAACACUGCGUUUAGUGGACGUUUUAAGUGCGAGGAACGAGAGGAGAGCAGUGCGAUCAUCGCCGGGUACCAGCGUCGUUCUAUGCGGCAAGAUGAUGGAGACACAGAAUUACUGGGAGGAGAACUCGGCGCAUUCGAUGCAGGUGAAAUACGAGAGUCUGGAUGGUAGCUCCUGCAAGGACGAGAUAUACGGCAUGGGCAUAGGAGCUGGAUAUUGCGAGGGCAAUCUGAACUUCGCCACGGCCUCGGAGGAUGACGAGGUUUAUACCAAGAAGAAGGUCUCCAGGCAAGAUCCAAUGUCACAUAGGAUCAUUGAGAAGCGUAGAAGAGAUCGCAUGAACAAUUGUCUGGCUGAUCUCAGUAGACUCAUACCGGCAGAAUAUUUAAAGAAGGGUCGAGGCAGAGUCGAAAAGACAGAGAUCAUCGAGAUGGCGAUCCGUCACAUGAAGCAUCUUCAAGGCCUUCGACAAGACACCAAGCACUCGUCCGUGACACCAGUGCACACGCAUCCCGAGGACAGCGUGGACAGCGUGUCCCAUUCGACCGCCGCGUCUACCGCGGCGGAUCACUACAGGCUGGGAUUUCAGGAGUGCCUGAACGAAACCAUGCAUUUCCUCGAGGAGGUCGAAGGCUUUUUCGCGAGAGACACUCUCUGCGUACAACUUUACAAUCACUUGCAACAGCACUGCGACAAGAUCUUUGCCAAUGAUCGAGUGAGCUUUCCGCAUCCCGAGCUGCCGGCGACGAACGGCGCGAUGAAUGGCAGCGGCUACGCUCACGCGAGCAUCGCGAUGAUGUGCCAGCCCAACGGUGGUCACUCGGAUCACGGCUCGAGUUCGGGCGUGAGCUCCUUCGGUGACCCGGAGCGUCCCCUGUUACGAUCAGUGAUUGUGCCGCCGCCGACGAUCGUGAGCGACGACAGCAAUCACAGCACCCAUUCGCACAGCACGCCACCCGGAACCGGCGCCGUCUCCUGUCGACCGACCAAUUACAAGUUCAAGAGCUCGAUUAAGCAGAGGUUCUCGGCCGAGAGGAUCAAGUCGUGCUCGUCGCCGGUGUCGAACGGUGUCGGUCUGGACAAGCCGCCGUCCUCGUCGUCGCACGGGGUACCAAUCUUCGCGCUACACGACGCCGGCUCCUUCUACGUACCGUUGACAGUCGAGGCGUCCAUGAUCAGGCCCUACCUGAGUUUCAUCCCGGACACCGGGCCUGACAUUGUUCUCCAUCCAGUUACGAUAUCGGUCAACUUUAAUCACUUAUCGCCGCCCUCGUGGUCGCAACACCACAGCCCCGUUCAUCAACAUCAGACAUAAGGGAGAAGCGAAUGAAAUAAGACAGUUUAUCGUUUGAUUGCUAGUGUCUAUCGUAGACGAAGGACACAGUCCCAGUUGUUUAUUCGAUUUCUGAUAUCGAUCCUUGACGGAUUACACUGCACUAUUAUAAAGCGAUUAUGAAAAUGCGGACGAGUUCUUGAUUAAUAUCAUUAAACAACGCGGUAAAAUCAGGAGCGAUCAUGGGGCCGUCCGUAGUGCUUGCGAGAAUCACGAGCAACCCUCGUAGUUGUUCUAUUUUAUUAGUCGCAAAACGCGAUAAACGGAAUAGAGCGAUCUAUAUACGUUAAAAUUCAUUAAUGUUUCAAUUUAGUAUUAUAUAAUUAUAUAAUUAUAUUAUUAUAAUUAUUAAUAUUAUAAUUAUUAAUAAUAUUAUUAUAUUGAUAUAAUUUCGUUAAAUCUCGUUAUAUUAAACUUUGGAAACUAAUAAAUUUUGAUAUUAAUUACGCCAUGUUUUAAAAUAUAUUUGUAGAAACAAUUAACACGUUCCACAUCGGAUUGAUUUUAGAGACUUUCCGUUCACGCCACGUGGGUCGCAUGCGCUUAACAUUAUCGAGAUUAAUUUUUAUAGUUCGUUUAUAAUAUUUUGCAUCGUGUAUAGAUCGCUUUGAUGUACGUUGCGUGACGCCGAAGUCUAAGAUGUUUGUAACAUUUACCGAGGCUGUGGGUCGUUUUAGCAUUUAUGAGAGAAAGUGCGCGCGCGAGAGAAAGAAUGAGAGUGAGAAAGAGAGAGAGAGAGAGAGAGAGAGAGAGAGAGACAGAGAGCAUGUUAAGAGUUGUAUAUAGGUAGAGUAUUAAGAAUAGGAAGUCCACAAGUCGUUUUGGCUUCGGUGUGUCUUUCUUCGUCGUUAAUCUGUAUAAUUCAGACACCCGUUUUCCUUCUUCUCCUUCUUCCUUAUCGGAUAUUUCGUCUCCUUCCUCUUUUCGCUCCAUCUUUUCUCCUCCUCGGACUCGCUUAUUUUCCGUUUUGUCAGUAGACAAACUUUUCGCGUAUGCUGUGUUCUCUUAAUCAAGAAUCAGUAUAAAUGUUGAUAAGUACUGUAAGAAUUAUGUGAUAUAAAAGUUUAGAAUUGAACUAAAUUGAAUUAAUUGCCAUUAUUCUGCUACUGUAAAUGAUCUCGAUCAUCCUGAGCAAAGCUCUACGUGCGUUACAAGUUCAAAAUGGAAUAAUAUUUCGAGAAGAUUUGGAAAAAUAAUCAUGUAAAGAGCGUAAAAUGAUUUGGAAUUCUUUAAUAUUGAAUUAUUUUAUUCGGUUAUUACCUCUCUGAUCAUGUUAUCUUUCCACUUUUUACAGUACUAAUUGCGGAUAUCGAAUCUUAAUCUUUGUAUAUUGACUAUUCGGUGGAGAGAGACACAUGUCGUGUUUCAAGUUGGGAUUCGGAAACAAGUUGAUUCUUUAUGUAACGCAUGGAAAAAUUAAUUUCUGUUAGGUUAAUACAGCAAAUGCAUGACAAAUAGAUGAAUGUUAUCAAUCUGACAGAACUUGAUUUAUCUAGAGUAUUUUCGAAAUCCCGAUGAAUCGAUCCGUAAACCGACAAUUUUCCGAGAUGUAAGUUGGCGUAAAAGUGCCUACAUAUAUCGAUUCACGAAUUCCACAUAUGUAAUUUCCCGUAUGUAUACAUACGAAGCAAAAGUGUUUCAUUAUUUUUUUUCUGCGAAUAAUAAUCCUGUGUCAUGUUCGAUUACGAGAGGAUUGAGUCUGCUCGAUGCCCCGCCAAAGAAAAACGGGCCUCAGCAAUUAAAGACUGACCAAGACCUGCAUUACACUAAAAUUCUUGUAAGAGAUCACUUGCAUUAAAUAUAUUUGUAUAUACCA